Messenger RNA from Salvia splendens (bonfire salvia), 2709 nucleotides. RefSeq names its product receptor-like protein 52. The record is from RefSeq and is a predicted model, not a curated record. Lineage: Eukaryota; Viridiplantae; Streptophyta; Magnoliopsida; Lamiales; Lamiaceae. The transcript is spliced from 7 exons. Bases 20 to 2500 code for a protein of 826 amino acids. Gene Ontology annotation, molecular function: protein binding.
CCUUCUAAAAUCAAGUCUAAUGGAUAGAUCUUCCCAUCUCUACCUCCUUAUAACAUCUCUCUUACUUCUUCAAUGGCCGAUUCAUUAUAGCUCAGCCAACUUAGAUAUCAACACUGAUCGCUCUUCUCUUUUUGCCUUCAAAUCUCGAAUAUCUUUAGAUCCCCAUAAUAUAUUGACCAAAAAUUGGAGUAGUGAAAGCAGUGCUUGUAGUUGGAUUGGAGUUACUUGUGAUUCUCGCUAUAACAGGGUGACUCAGUUGAAUAUAUCGUCUAUGGGUCUUGUCGGAACCAUUCCACAAGAAAUCGGAAAUCUUUCUUUUCUCGUUUCUUUAGAUGUGAGCGAGAACUCUUUUCAUGGUCCUAUUCCCACAUCUAUUUUCAACAUGUCAACUUUAGAAGUCUUGGAUUUGAGGAAUAAUAGUUUGUCUAGUAGUUUACCGGUUGAUAUGUGCAAACACAAUCUCCAUAGGCUUAAGAGACUUCGUAUUUCUUACAACGAGUUGUACGGGGAUAUACCAUCGAGUUUGGGGCAGUGUUCAAAGCUUGAGUAUCUUUCUUUGUACAACAACAGUUUUAGUGGACAUGUGCCAACACAAAUUGGAAACUUGACAUUGCUUCAAGAAUUAUACUUGGGUGCCAACAAUUUAAGUGGUAAUAUUCCAAGAGAAAUUGGAAACUUGGUAAUGCUUCAACAGUUGGACUUUACUAACAACAAGAUAAGUGGUAAUAUUCCAAAAGAGAUUGGUGCUCUCAUUAGAUUACAAUCUUUGGACAUAAGUGUGAACAACUUAAGUGGCAACCUACCAAAAGAAAUUGGAAACUUGGCAAUGCUUCAAUUGUUGGGCCUUGGUACCAACAAGUUAAGUGGCAAUAUUCCAAAAGAGAUCGGUGCUCUUACUAAUUUACAAGCUUUAGAUAUGAGUUCCAACGACUUUAGUGGCCACAUGCCGAGAGAAAUUGGGAACUUGACAAUGCUUCAAUGGUUGUACCUUAGUACGAACAAGUUAAGCGGCAAUAUUCCAAAAGAGAUGGGUGCUCUAACUAAUUUACAAACUUUGGACGGAAGAUUGAACAACUUUAGUGGCUACGUGCCAAGAGAAAUCGGGAACUUGACAAUGCUUCAAUCGUUGGAUCUUAGUUACAACAUGUUAAGUGGUGAUAUUCCGAAAGAAAUAUUUCUUCUCAAUAAUGUACUGAAAUUGUACAUUGAUAUGAACUUACUUGGUGGAUCAAUACCGAGAGAAAUUGGUAACACAACCAUUCAAGAGAUAUCGCUUGAGUACAACAGUUUAAGCGGUCCUAUUCCAUCCACCUUUUGGCAUCAAUCAGGUUUGGUUGAUUUGGCACUAGGUUCCAACAACUUAAGUGGAGAGAUUCCAUCAUCCAUUUGCAACUUGAGAUCCCUUCAAGUACUUUAUUUAUCAGACAAUAAUUUGGAAGGAUCAAUUCCAGAUUGUAUGGGAAACUUGAGCACAUCUCUAGUAAUCCUCCAUUUGAAUGAAAAUAAACUCAGUGGCCUCAUCCCAUCAACAUUCACAAAGGGUUGCAGUCUUCAGUCAAUCAAUCUGGAUGGAAACAAAUUCGAAGGAACACUACCUCGAACACUAGUCAACUGCCAGGAUCUCCAGGCCAUCAACAUUGGUGAUAAUGAAAUACGAGAUGUGUUUCCCUUUUGGAUGGAAACACUCCCUCUACUUCGCAUCCUCAUCUUGAGGUUAAACAAGUUCGAUGGUGAGAUGUUGGAAGCUUCAAACAAUGAGAAUCCGUUUCCAAAGUUGCAAGUCUUGGAUGUAUCAGAGAACGCGUUUGUUGGCUCUCUACCUGAUAGAUAUUUCAAGAACUUUCGUGGUAUGAUAGAUGCAAAGGAAAACUAUACUGUUGAUGAAGACAAUUUGUUUGUAGAAUCCAUAUCGUUGAUUCUCACGUUGAAAGGAUUGGAUCAGUUAUUGGAGCGACUGCUAACAACAUUUACAAUUAUCGAUUUAUCCUCCAAUAGAUUCUCUGGGAGCAUUCCACCUUCUAUUGGGAAUCUUAAAUCUCUCAGAUACUUGAAUUUGUCUCACAAUGCCUUGACAGGACAUAUACAGCCAUCUCUGGGAGAUAUGAGUUUGCUCGAGUCGUUGGACUUGUCUUCAAACAAACUGGAUGGAGAAAUUCCUGGUGCAUUGGCAAGGUUGACAUUUCUUGCGAAGUUAAACCUUUCGAUGAAUAAUCUCGAUGGAAAAAUACCACAAUCUAAUCAACUUUCCACAUUUGGGAAUGAAUCAUAUGUGGGAAAUGCAGGAUUGUGCGGGUUUCCAUUGACAAGAAAAUGUGAGAGGAGCGAUGGAAAACCAUCGUUGCCGCAAGAAGACGAUGAGGGGUCUGGUUUUGUGAAUGGAUUUGGGUGGCAACCAGUUGUGUUGGGGUAUGGAUGUGGGUUCAUAAUUGGAGUUUUUAUGGGCUAUGAAAUUAUUUGCUAUGAAAGGCCAAGAUGGUUAGUGAAAUUUAUUUUUGGUUGAGAGAGUAAAUGCUUUACAUGUGUUUACAUUCUCUUGCAUAUGAUAGUUUUGUUUGUGCAAUUAUAUGUGUUUGGUACUGCUAUUGAUAAUUAGUUUUGGAUGAGAUACUUUAGAAAAAUAUUGUAUUUGGUAAUAGUGAUUGUAAUUACAAAUACUAGUACUAACAACAAUAAUUCUAUUAUUAUGCUUAAAUUGCACAUUCUUCUUUA